AUGAACAUGAAUAAAUAUACCCGUGCUAGUGAUAUCGCUACGAUCGUUUUCGGUUCGUUACUACUUAUGCAUGAAUUAGCUCUUGCUCUAGUACCAGGUCCAUCACAAACACCCAGAAAUUCACAUUUUAAAGCUUUUUAUUAUUGUGAAGAAUUUGAUGGUGGGUGUUUUCUGGAACAUUUAGUCUGUGAAACUUUUCUUGAUAGAAGAUCAAGUCAGAUGUAUCUACUAGAUCAAAGUGGAAUGAGAACAUUCAUAAAUGAUGAUUAUAUUGACAAAAUUCAUCCAGACAAAUCAUUUGAUUUAUUACAAGAAUUAUCAAAAUUAAAAGCUGGCGAUUCUAUGCCAUUAUUUAAACUAGAACCCAGUGCUAGCCAUGGAAACGAUGUUAAUGUUGAAUAA
Molecule: messenger RNA, 402 nt
Organism: Didymodactylos carnosus
Lineage: Eukaryota; Metazoa; Rotifera; Eurotatoria; Philodinida; Philodinidae
Source: the annotation of a GenBank genome assembly